UUUUAUUACAUAUAUCUAAUGUUCAAUUAUCUUUAACAUCAGAUUAAAUAACACAACUAAGUAAGUAUUCCUGAUGAGUGACUUUAGAUAGUUAUAAAAAUACUGAAUUAACUUUUACUUGUCAAUCAUUAAUAACCGUGUAUGUCAAACUACAAUGUACAAUUAAUAUAUCUUUACUAACCCUUCUAAUUAAGGUCUCAACAGUCAGUUUUUUUAUGUGACAAAAGAGAAUUUUAAACAUCUUAAAUAUUCCUUUGAUGGUUUCAAGCCAGUAAUUAGCCAAUGUAAAUAGAAUGUUGUUCUAACUUCUCCGUGAGUUAACUCGCUACUGUUCGACCAAAACAUUUGGCUAAGACGAAGGUUUUAUUGGACGAAAACUAUUUUGCUAAAAAUCUCCUAAAAUGGCCGAGUUACACGAGUUUGAAAAUUCAUUAAAAUUAACUAAAAUAUCAUUUUUCCUAUCAGGUAUUAAUCUGUCAAUAAAAAGGUCUAUUCCCUUAAAUUUUCUCUUUAUUUUUAAUUUCCUAUGGCUAUUUAUCGAUGUAUUUGGUGAAUUUUAUUGGGUGAUCGAAGGAGUAAGAGCUGGUAAGAGCUUUGAAGAGCUGUCAGUGAUUGUGCCGUGCACUGUCAUUUGUUUUUUGGCCACCUUUAGAUGUGUUCCAUUGUAUCUUAAUAACAAGCUUCUAGCUAAUAUUUUUGACAAACUACGAGAGAUUCAUCCAACAUCAGAGUUUAAAGAAAAUGAGAUUGAGAAAGAAGAGAAAGAAAUAACAGCACGUGCUGUUAAGCUGUUUUAUAAUCUUAUUAUUUUUAUGGUGAUAGCCAAUUCAUCUGUUGUUAUUGCUUUUUGUUUGCUACCUCUGUUAUUGAUGGCCAUAGAUUAUCAGAAAACAGGAGAAAUAGAACUGAAACUACCGUUUUUGGUCAAGUACUUCUUUGAUCCAUUUACAAUGACGAAAUGGCCGUUUGUAUAUUUGCAUCAUAUUUGGUCCAGUGAGUAAUUUUUAAACUAAUUAAAUACUAAUAAUUUUUGACUCAAGAUGGUAUGGUUAUAAUCGUAAAAUAUUUUCCUUUUAUAGCCUUUUUAGUUUUGAAAAGAUCCUUUAAAGAAAAUUAUACUU
Pieris napi is the source of this 1121-nucleotide messenger RNA. RefSeq names its product putative odorant receptor 92a. The record is from RefSeq and is a predicted model, not a curated record. Gene Ontology annotation, molecular function: olfactory receptor activity; odorant binding. Gene Ontology annotation, biological process: sensory perception of smell. Lineage: Eukaryota; Metazoa; Arthropoda; Insecta; Lepidoptera; Pieridae. The transcript has a single exon. Bases 402 to 1001 code for a protein of 199 amino acids. Gene Ontology annotation, cellular component: membrane.